AUGGGCAGUCCCGCCGGCCAAGUUGUGCGCCAGGCGGCCCCAGCUCCGCCGGAUCAGGACGAACACGCCACGGCAGGACUGACCCUGGGCUCCUCGGCGCCGGACGUGCGCACCGCCCUGGGGGGAACUGGCGCCAGCUGCCGGCCCACCCCGGACGACGGGCGCCAGGCUGGGGCGGCGCCGCCGCCGCCACCCGGCGCGCAGCGCCCGCGCCCCGCCGCCGUGGUGGGCCUGGCGCUGAAGAAGGAGAAGCGCAAGAAGCACAUCAGCGACAGGCUGGUGGCGCUGGCGGCGGAGGCGGGCAUCGAGCUGCGGUUUGUGGACAAGGAGGCUCCGCUGGAGGCACAAGGGCCCUUCGCCGCCAUUCUACAGAAGGUCCGCAAGCCAGACUGGGAGGCCGCCAUCACCGCCUAUGCGGCGGCGCACCCCGAGGUGCGCGUCUUCGACCUGCCCGCCGCCACCUACCCGCUGCGCAACCGAGGAUCCAUGGUGUCCUUCCUGGACGGCGGCGGCUGGGUGUUUGAGGAGCCCGCCGCGCUGGCGCAGGGCGGGCGCCCGCCGCAGCGCUGCCGCUGCUGCGUGCCCACCAACACAACGCUGGCGGAAGGGACCGGCUACGAGGCUGCGGUGGCGCAGAUGGCGGCGGCGGGGCUGCGCUACCCUCUGCUGGCAAAGCCGCUGUGGGCAGACGGGCGGGAGGGGUCGCACGCGCUGGCAGUGUUGCACAGCCCGCGCGGCCUGCGGCGGCUGCUGGCGGGCGAGGCGGCCUGCCUUCAGCUGCCGGUGCUGCUGCAGCAGUAUGUGGAUCACGGCGGCUGCCUGUUCAAGGUGUAUGUGUUGGGAGAGACGUCAGUGCGAGUGAAGCGGAACUCGCUGCACCUCCCGCAGUGGAGCUGCUCGGCGGCAGGAGGGGACCCAGCAGCUGCCGCCGCCCCGCAGCAGCAGCAGCAGCAGCAGGGGCAGCAGCAGGCGGCGGCAGGGCAGGCGGCGCAAGGUGGCGGCGGCGUUGGCGGUGGCGGCGGCGGCGGCCAGCCUCUGCCAGACCUGGAGCUCAUGGAACGAGGCCACGGCGUGCCCAGCCCGCCCGCCUGGCUGCUGCAGGCGCUGGCGCAGCGGCUGCGGCGCCAGACCGGGCUCAGCCUGUUCAAUUUUGACGUCAUCGUGCCCAUGCACUGCCACCGCCGCCGCCUGCGCCACGAGAGCAGCGCCGCCGAGGCAGGCACGCCCGCCAGCAGCCUGGAGCAGGCUAGAAUGCAGCAGGCGGGGCAGCAGGCGGGGCAGCAGGCGGGCGGGGAGCAGCAGAACGGCGCCUGCCGGCCGCAGCAGGCAGAGCAGGCCGAGGAACCCGCGGCUUUGGACCUGCGCCUGGCAGAGGCGCAGGCGGCGGCGGCCGCAGCAGCAGCACCUGCCGUGCAGCACGACGCGGCGGCGGGGGGCGGGGCAUGCGGCGGGGAGGAGCGGCGGCCGCCCAGCGAGCGUGCGGGACAGGCAGGGCAGGGCGAGGAGGGGCAGCAGCAGGAGCUGUUGUACCACCUGAUUGACAUAAACUACUUUCCAGGGUAUGAGAAGAUGCCCAACUACGAGGGCUACAUGGUGCAGUUCCUGCGCUCCAUCACCGCCCCGCAGGCGGCGGCGGCGGCGGCGGCGACGGCGGCGCCCUCGCCCGACGCCCAGCAGCAGCAAGAGCAGCGGCAGCAGGGGACCUGCCGGCGCAGUAGCUCUUUUACUGUCAUGCAUGGCCCCUGA
Messenger RNA from Chlorella variabilis, 1746 nucleotides. RefSeq lists its product as hypothetical. Gene Ontology annotation, molecular function: inositol-3,4,5,6-tetrakisphosphate 1-kinase activity; magnesium ion binding; ATP binding. The coding region runs from base 1 to 1746 and encodes 581 amino acids. NCBI's taxonomy places the organism in Eukaryota, Viridiplantae, Chlorophyta, Trebouxiophyceae, Chlorellales, Chlorellaceae. Gene Ontology annotation, cellular component: cytoplasm. The record is from RefSeq and is a predicted model, not a curated record. The transcript is spliced from 7 exons. Gene Ontology annotation, biological process: inositol trisphosphate metabolic process.